Lolium perenne is the source of this 822-nucleotide messenger RNA. Lineage: Eukaryota; Viridiplantae; Streptophyta; Magnoliopsida; Poales; Poaceae. The record is from RefSeq and is a predicted model, not a curated record.
AUGACCGCCGCCGCUGCGUGCCCGGGGUUCUUCACGCAAGAGGAGACGAGGGCGACGGCAGCUGUGGCGGCGCGCAACGAGCAUCGGGAGGAUGUUGCCGACGGAAGCCAAGCCGUCGAAGAAGAAGGCGAGGAAGAAGAAGAGCCAACUGAAGCCGCCGCCAACCUGUCGAAGGGGAAGAAGAAGAGGAAGAAGGACUCGCCGCCUGCCGAACCGCGUAUCAAAUGGACGCCGAAGGAAGAGGAGUGCCUCGCCGAAGCUUGGAUGACCGUGUCCACGAACGGCAUAAUCGGGGCCAAUCAGUCGUUCGACACAUACUGGUUUCGAGUGAGGCAGGCGUACGAGGAACGCAAGCUCGUCGAUCCCUACUUCAACAAGACGAACAUGAACGUGUACCGGGGAGACAAGGCAAUGGCCACCCAUUGGGGGAUCAUGCAGACGGCUUGCAGCAAAUGGCACGGCGUACAGGAGGAGAUCGACAAACGGCCGAUCAGCGGCCACGACUUGGAGCAAAGGCUGCGCCGAGCUUUGGACAUGUACACGGACGACACCGGCCUGCAGUUCAAGUUCCUCAACGUCUACGCCCGCCUCGAGAAGUGCGAGAAGUGGAAGGAAGUUCGCACGUCCCUCUCGAAAAGCAAGACCGAGCAGUACAACCCCGACGCUCCGCCGGCUUGCGCGGCGGAAGGGCGCCCUGAGCUCGGCCAGAAGAAGCAGAAAGAGCUCAAACGGACUGACAAUCCCGCCGACAGGAUGCAGGCGAGCACUCGUUUUGGAGUGGCAGGUCCGAAUAUGCCUGCAACACCGAGCGAUGUGCUCUGA